AUGGAGACAGGAAACCACAGCUGUGGGACAGACUUCACCUUGGUUGGUCUUUUCCAGUAUGGACACAUGGACACUUUCCUCUUCACAGUCAUCACCCUCCUCUUUGCAGUGGCUCUCAUAGGAAACAUCACACUGGUCCAUCUCAUCAGGCUGGACCAAACACUCCACACCCCCAUGUACUUCCUCCUCAGCCAGCUCUCAGUCAUCGACAUGAUGUACAUCUCCACCGCUGUGCCCAAGAUGGCAGCUAACUUCCUGUCAGACACCAAGACCAUUUCCUUUCUGGGAUGCCUGAUCCAAGUCUUUGUGUUUUUGACUCUUGCUUGCUGUGAAGCCCUCCUGCUGGGUUUCAUGUCCUUUGACAGGUAUAUAGCCAUCUUCCAGCCCUUGCACUACCCUGUGUUCAUGAGCAGAAAGAUCUGCUGCUCCAUGGUUGCCAGUGCCUGGAGUAGCAGUUCCAUCAAUGCUUUAGUGCACACAGUGUAUGUAUUUCAACUUCCAUUCUGUGGAUCUAGGAUUGUUAACCACUUUUUCUGUGAGAUUCCAUCUCUCCUGCCACUGGUGUAUGAAGACACGUCCCAAUAUGAGCAUUUGAUUGUCAUGAGUGUCCUUGUCCUUGUGCUGAUACCCUUCCUGGCCAUCCUAGCUUCCUAUGCUCGGGUGUUGGUUGUUGUAUACCAGAUGGGUUCAGAGAAGGGACAGAGUAGAGCAGUGUCCACCUGCUCCUCCCACCUGACUGUGGCCAGCCUGUUCUAUGUCACUGGUCUCUGCACCUACACCCAGCCACACUCCUUGCAUUCUCCUGGGAGGGACAAAGUGGUGGCUUUGCUCUACUCUAUCAUCACCCCUGUUCUGAACCCGUUCAUCUACAGCCUGAGGAACAAGGAGGUCAUGGGGGCCCUGAGGAGACAUAUGGGAUGA
Molecule: messenger RNA, 921 nt
Organism: Rattus norvegicus (Norway rat)
Lineage: Eukaryota; Metazoa; Chordata; Mammalia; Rodentia; Muridae
Gene: Or2ak6e
Product: olfactory receptor family 2 subfamily AK member 6E
Exons: 1
Coding region: 1-921 (306 amino acids)
Biological process (GO): G protein-coupled receptor signaling pathway; signal transduction
Cellular component (GO): plasma membrane; membrane
Molecular function (GO): G protein-coupled receptor activity; olfactory receptor activity
Source: RefSeq, marked reviewed